This is a messenger RNA of Lymnaea stagnalis (great pond snail), 3430 nucleotides long. NCBI's taxonomy places the organism in Eukaryota, Metazoa, Mollusca, Gastropoda, Lymnaeidae. The record is from the annotation of a GenBank genome assembly.
CCAGUUUGCCCGAAAAACCUAACAAUAAAACUGACUUCACCUGAUACGGUCUCCUUAUCAUGGAAGUACGGCAGCCAUGAUGGAUUACAGCCAACGUUCACCAUAUUUAGACACGACGAGAGUCCAGGGGGGUCACAGGACAGCAGAACAAAAGUGGCUGAAGUAAAUGGGACAAAGGAAGAUGACAUGGAGUACAACAUCACGGGGCUUUCAAAGCUGAGCCGCUAUAGUUUCUCACUGGGUGUCAGGAACAAAGCCGGGGAGAGAGCAUGUCCGGAAGUUAGCGUGAAUGUUACCACAGACGCUGGGGAAGGUAAGUCGACUACAAUUCUUUCAAUUAGAUAUUACACAACUAAUACAACUGCAGUGUCCUUACGAUGAUCACACGAUUUGAGUUUAUUAUUAUAUUAUUUUACCUGUAAUUUUUGUUUGAAUUAAAUGAAAAUUAAAUAGCAUCUAAAUUAUUUGAAGAAAAAUAAAAUAUUUCCUGUUUGUAAUUUAAAAUAUCGCAUAUUUCCCAUUGCUAAUGUACCUUUUUUUUUUUAAAGUUUAAAAAAUAUAUAUAUAUGAGCUUUGUCCAUUAACAACAAAGACAAAUGUAAUUCAUUUUGUUAAAUGGUAAUUUUAUUUAUUCAUAACAGUAUUAAUAAAUUUCUAAUAUCAAUUAAGAAUAUUUCACUUAAAAUUUUUGUUUUAAACUGUUUUGAAAUAACCGUACGUUUAUAUUCCUCAGUCUCAACAGCUAUCAUUCCAAUGAGGCGUUCUGGUCCAAAUGCAGUUCCGAUCAUCAUUUCUAUUGCCUGUCUACUACUUCUCGCCAUUAUUAUCGUCAUCAUUGUAUUGAUAAUCAGAAGGCGGCAAGGUGGCUAUAAGACAGGUGUGUCAUUUAUGCUUACCAGGUUGAAUUUGAUCGGGUUUGACAGAACUCAGUUAAAUAGUUGAAGACUUUACCAAAAUAGGGUGUCUUCGGAGCAGUCUACCACUAGAACAUGGUGCCAUCAGUGCAGGGUGCCAUCAGAACAGGGUGCCAUCAGAUCAGGGUGUCAUCAGCUUAGGGUGCCAUCAGAUCAGGGUACCAUCAGAAGAUGGUGUAUUCAGAACAUGGUGCCAUCAGAACAGGGUGCCAUCAGAACAGGGUGCCGUCACAUAAGUUUGCCUUCAGAACAGGGUUCCAUCGCAUCAGGGUGCCAUCAGAACAGGGUGCCGUCACAUAAGUUUGCCUUCAGAAUAGGGUUCCGUCGCAUCAGGGUGCCAUCAUAGCAGGGUUUUUAAUCUCUCCCAAUAGCACUGAAAAACCCUACAAGUAUUUAUCAUGGUCUACAUUUUCUGCGGUUUCACUUGAGAGGAGUUUUUCAAAACUGAAUAGUAUUAGAACUAUUUGCGCUUUACGAUGGAACAUUUCCAGGCCUUCUGGUCUUGCGAUUUUGUCAAUUAAAGGAAAUAGGGUGAUGACUGGUGAUUUUGAUGAAGUAGCUGACAUGUUUGCAUCUUUGAAGACCAGUGGGGGAGGGGGCGGAAAGGUUUUACUGUUAAGUAAAUGUUUCAAUACAAUACAAUUUUUUUAAAGGGGUUUUAAACGCUUUCCAAAGGCAUUAUAUGAUGUCUUCUCAUGUCUUUUGUUGCUUUUGGACUUGCUUUACAACAAUAAUUUAAGCAGUUCUGUAUGAUCCAGAUAAGAAUUAGUCAGUGCAGGUCCCGGGAAGGGGGUGCGUAAGAUGUGAGCGCGGUGGCGGGACACCAUGAGUUUGCAGCAUGGGAUGACACGCAACCCUAGUGAGGCUUCUGGUCGUAACUUGUUGACACAUCCUCGAAAGGCUUAUGCGGCCCAAUCCUGGGGUGACAGUCUCAGAUGCAGUGUUUGCAAGAAAACCCUAAAAUCUGGUUUACUCUGGCCUUACGUAAAUUAAAUGUAAGAUACAUGUUCAUCACGACACAUUGUGUUUAAACACUGACACAUCUCAAACCUAGCAAUUUGAACUGUAUCACGUUACUGCAACGAACACUGAGCUUUUACGAUUCUCAACAACAAUUUAUAAAAAAAUAAUAAAAGUAUACGUAACCACUGGAUAUAUUAACAAAUGAAGUGUACUGUUUAAAGAUCGAUUGUUUAAAGCAGCAAGAAAGAACAGUAAUAAUUUUAUUAAAAAUACAUUAAAUAGGCCAUUGACACAACUAUCUUAAAUAUUUUGGAUUCUAACAAAAAAGAGUCAAAUUGUGAUGACUGUUUCAAAAUAAAACUAGAACUCGGUAACGAAACAAACAAACAAAAUAAUACUUUGUUCAAAACGCAAACGUACACUAAGUAACUCGGUUUUUUUUUUUUUUUAAACAAAAUUUUUUCGGCAAAUGUCUUAUCAGACUAAUUUUAGAAAGCUACGAAAAACUCUUAUAACAAAGAUUUACAAGACUGAAAAAAAAACGUGUGCAAAUAGCAAAAAAUCAAAACAUGUUAUCUUAUGAUAAAAAAAAGUCUGUAAACAGAGCAGGGUGUCACAAGAGCUGGGUUGUUGUUUUUUAAUCUCUCCCAAUUCUGUCAUUACGCCUACAAUAAUUUAUCACGGUCUCCGUGUCUGUGGCAUUCCGUGGGAUGAGCUUUUCAAAAUAGGUUACAUUUGUUGUUACGUACCGUUCUAAUGAGUAGAGAAUUUAAUCUCUUUUUUUUACUGCAUUGCUUAUAAUAAAAUAAGACAUAACAAAAGAGGAUACCAUGAAGUACAAACAAUAAUAAAGAACAACACCCAAAACAAGGGCUAAUUGCAAAUAAUUAAUUAAUUAAGUUUUUUUUUUUUUUAACUGAUGAUGAGUAAAGAUCUUUGGUACCAUUCAAUAAACACAUAUUUCGAUCCCUCUUUUAUAGACUUUGUCGUAAGUCAUUUAUAGAUACAGUUGUAUGCCAUUUAAAAAAAUUGUAUGAUGUUAUAGACAAGGUUUGAUGUCUUUAUAGAUGAAUGCCAUUUUAAUCACAGUUUUAUUGCUUUAUAUACAGUUGUAUGUCAUUAUAGACACAUAUGUAGGUUAUUAUAGACAGAGUUCUAAGCCUUUAUGACACUACAGUAUGUCAUUAUAGAUACAGUUGAAUGCCUUUAAAGAACAAGUGGAUGUCAUUACAUUAAAGACCCAGUUGUAUAAAUGACCUUCAUUUUCAGGUCAUCACUCCUCAGUCCCAACCGUUGACUCCGCUCACGUCAAUGCAGCUUACACGGAGUGUGUUCCUACAGAGCCAAACGUUGAACACCCGUACCAGCAGUUCGUCCCUGACUCAUCAGGUGACGUGAUUUGGACAUCCACAGACGAUGGAUAUUUGCUGCCCAAUGACUGUGUCCCAAGCGUUGAACAAACCAACGCUGACGGUGCCCUGUUCUUAAGCCAGCUUCCCGUUUCUUCAAACGAGUCAGAAUACGAACAACUGGAGGAUCAGAUUUUCAGUUAA